CGACGAGUUUUGCAGAAAGUUUGAAAGGCUGGUGGAAUUCCCCUCUAAAUCUCAGAAGGUCUGAAACGCUAAAUCUCAGUCAGGAGCUCCGUCUCAGUGGGAUGGUGGCGCUGUGGAGCAACGUCCAGUCUUCAGCCGUCUCUGCUGGCUGGUUGCUAAGGAAGUGAAAAAAUGUUUGCAGUGAUGCGAGCAACUGGAGAACGUAAAAACAUGAGGAACGUGGCACUUGUUUGCAUCUGAAAAGUAGAGAGUAGGAUGAAUGAGAAUGGAGAGACCAUUGUCCCAUUCCAACCUGAAGAUGAAGUUAACCCUGAAGAGCCACCUUGUGGGAAGGAUAGCUUUAUCGUAGAUGGGGUGAACAAGAGGACCAAGAAAGAGCAGCUCAAAGGUACCAAUAACUCCAGUGAAGUGCUCCAAAUCCCUCAGGAUGAGCGAAUUAAGGAAACUAACAUUAGUCCUUACCAGCCACAUCCACCCUCCCUCCCCAAGCCUCCCACUGUGGGAAAAGGGAGCAGAAACAUCUCAUUUGAGGAAAAAUUAAGGAGAAGAAGACUGAGGAGCAGUCAGGAAAGCCUCACCGACCCAGCUGAGACAGGCUCCUCCACAGACUCCCUUAGGGAAGAUGCAACACCUGCACUAAGCAGUGCUUUAGAGCUAAAGAAUGGCCAGAUCUCUGGAAGAGGUAACUUUGACCAGGCAGCCGGGGAGUCCCCACCCUUUCGGGAACGUUGCAGCAGCCUUCCCGAGGCAGACAAACAUCCUCGCGGGCAGAGUCGCCUGGCUGAACAGCGGGCAAAACAGUCCAGAAUCAUUCUGUCCCCCCUGCACGCCACAGGAGCAUUUCCCCCAGUGGAGUACAAUGUUGCCUCCAUGUCCUUAAGGACCACUAAUCGGAUUGACAGGGAUUGUUUGGAUUAUGGGAAAAGGGGCCUGACGGAGAGGCUGCACAGGAACUUCAGCGACAGCCGGCUUUUGGAGACCAUGGUGUCGGAUAGCGCCUCUGUCAACUCCAUGAAGUCCACCUUCAGUGCGCUGAACCCAAUCCGACCCAAGGAUGUGAGGAACAGGAGCUUUUUGGAGGGCAGUGUUCUGGGCAACGGAGCCUUACUUGGGCCUGAAGAGCUGGACCGGUACUUUCCUGAUAGGCAUGUGGGGAUCUAUGUUGCCACUUGGAAUAUGCAGGGAGAGAAGGGACUUCCAAACAACCUAGAUGACCUGUUGCUCCCGACUGACACUGAAUUUGCACAAGACUUCUAUAUCAUUGGAGUUCAGGAAGGAUGCCCCGAUAGGAGGGAGUGGGAGAUCCGACUGCAGGAAACACUCGGCCCGUACUACGUCAUGCUUUAUGCAGCUGCACAUGGAGUGCUCUAUCUCACCGUUUUUAUACGAAGGGACCUCAUAUGGUUCUGUUCUGAGGUGGAACAUGCUACUGUCACCACUCGUAUCAUCUCUCAGAUUAAGACCAAAGGGGCAGUUGGCAUUGGCUUUACUUUCUUCGGGACGUCCUUCCUCUUCAUCACUUCUCAUUUUACUUCUGGAGAUUCCAAAGUAUAUGAGAGAAUAUUGGACUACAACAAGAUAAUAGAAGCCCUGGCUCUUCCCAGAUGCCUUCCUGACACUAAUCCUUAUCGUUCUACCGCCUCGGAUGUGACCACUCGAUUCGAUGAGGUCUUCUGGUUUGGGGAUUUUAACUUCCGCCUGAGUAAAGACCGGGGAGGCAUAGAAGCUAUUUUGAACCAGCACAUCAGGGAAGACAUGGGCCCUCUCCUCCAGCAUGAUCAGUUGUGCAAAGAAAUGAAAGACGGCUCCAUCUUUAAAGGAUUUCAGGAAGCCCCUAUCCACUUCCCUCCCACCUACAAGUUUGACAUUGGCUGUGAUAUUUAUGACAGCACAUCCAAGCAGAGGACACCCUCAUAUACAGAUCGCAUCCUUUACAGGAACAGACAAGCGGAUGAUAUCAAAGUGGUUAAGUACACCUCCUGCUCAUCUAUCAAGACCUCAGAUCACCGGCCAGUCAUUGGCAUGUUCCAGGUCAAAAUUCGGCCUGGUAGAGACAACAUUCCAUUGGGAGCUGGCCAGUUUGACCGACCCGUGUACCUGGAGGGCAUCAAGAGGAGGAUCACUAGAGAGCUGAAGAGGAGGGAGGCUGUGAUGAAGAACCAGAGCAACAGCACUGUCUGCUCCAUCUCCUGAUGCUGGAUCAGCAGGCCUGGAGCAGUACAAACUGUGAGACUGCGUUCUCCUGUGCUGGGAUACGGAAUAAGGAAGCUGGACUUUCAGGACCGAAGGGAAACUCAAAAUUUUGGGAGAUAAAGUGUUGGGCCAUCAUCCAGGUCUUCAGGCCAUGUUUGCCACACCCUCACAGGAGCUUGAAAAAAGGCUGUGCCUAGACACUCAAGCCUAACAGCUAGAGUUGCUUUACUCAACAUCCAUGCCUGUCUUUUUUUUAUUAUUAUUAUUAUUUUGUACACUUCAGUUAGAGGUUGGACGAAAUGUUUCUUACAACUGCAUUUUCAAACUAAAGCAGGUUUCAAUGGCCUUGUACAGUUGCAUCAGCUCAAAUCUCUGAUUUUUCAUUGGAACAAAACAUUUACCAUCGCUACGAAGCAGAUGACAGCUGAUUUAAUUGUUUUAUGGAUCUCAUCUAAAAAAACAUCCAAAUAAUGCUUGAAAUGAGAGGAAUAUUUUAGUAUUUCAGAUGUCUACUGGUACUCUUUUCCAGUCGAAAUUUACAGGAAUGUAAUCAUUUAUGGACCACCUGUUUGAAAGAUUGUUGUUUUAUUUAUAAACGCUCUUAAAAUGUAUGUUAUAUCUGAUAGUGGUGUGCUAAUUGGAAAAGUGCAGCCUAGGCUGAAAUCAUUUCUCACUGAGACUGAACAGAGAGGGUCAAAUGCCUUAAUUUGUUGUACAAAAUUUAGCUUCUUGCUUACUUGAUGUCAAUGUCAACUGGCUGUGCAUGUGUGGGAGCAGGGCUGAUUUUGACCAACAAAGUAAUAGACUAACAAAUUAACUGUACUCCUCUUGCAUGGACCUCAAUUAACCAGUGUAACAGUGAAUCGUGUAUUCACAUCACAUUCCUCACUCCUAAUGGAAAGUGCCUGAGAUCUUGUUCAUGAUUGCCUCUGGGCCUUUUCUAGUACAUUCUGUUGUUUGAAACCAAAUAAUAGCUUGUUCUAAAUGUUUACAAUGUUAUUUAAGUAAUAUAAAGCAGCUAUUUCUGACUCA
Pygocentrus nattereri (red-bellied piranha) is the source of this 3225-nucleotide messenger RNA. RefSeq names its product inositol polyphosphate-5-phosphatase E (gene inpp5e). The coding region runs from base 256 to 2193 and encodes 645 amino acids. Gene Ontology annotation, molecular function: inositol-polyphosphate 5-phosphatase activity. The transcript has 11 exons. NCBI's taxonomy places the organism in Eukaryota, Metazoa, Chordata, Actinopteri, Characiformes, Serrasalmidae. Gene Ontology annotation, biological process: phosphatidylinositol dephosphorylation. The record is from RefSeq and is a predicted model, not a curated record.